ACAAAAGAAAAAGAGAGAGAAAAAAAAAUCAAAACCAAGGGAAAAAAACAAGAAAAAAAAAAAAAAUGAACCAGUGUGUACCAAGAAGCAACUCCAAAGACCAAGCAAACAUCAUCAACCUUCCCUUCUCCAUGCCCGGAUUCUCAGAAAGGGACGUGAGAAUGAAUCAAGAAGUGAAAGAGUUAACAUGGAGAAAUGGCAAGCCACAACUUGGUACACUUGAGUCCAUAAUAGAGCAAGCCACGGCAGGGCUCGCCGGAGCAGUGGCUCAACAACCGAGUUUUGUGUCUUGGCUCACCGGAGAAGACGCCGGAGAGAUGAACUUGGGUUCUAGAGAGGGUUCAUGCAGUGGAGAUGGAGAGAGAGAUAAGAAGAAAGCUUGCCGGUGGAGCUCACCGGAGAACACUUGGGAAGUUUGUGGUGGUUUGUCUUCUUCGUUGUCACCGGAGAAUAUUAGCUCCGGCGAUGGUUGUGAUUCUUUUUGCCGGAGCAAGAGUAGUUCACAGGGAGUUGAAGAGAUAGAAAAGAAGAAGAUGAAGAAGAACAAGAAGGUGAUGAGGAGAAGCAAAGCUGCAACAAUUCAUAACCAAUCUGAAAGAAAAAGAAGGGAUAUGAUUAAUGAAAAGAUGAGAGCACUUCAAAAGCUAGUUCCAAAUUCAAAAAAGACAGAUAAAGCAUCAAUAUUGGAUGAAGUGAUAAACUACUUAAAACAACUACAAAAUCAAGUGAAGAUGAUGACUUGCAUUUCUCAUAUGAUGAUGAUGAUGCCAAAUUUGCAAAUGUCCAUGAUGGCUCAAGUGGCCCAAAUGACUCAAAUGGGCUUGGGCCUUGGCUUCAUGGACUUGGGCUCCUUUGUCCGGCCGGGGACGGUACCAAUGUCACUGCCACCUCUCCACCACCCACUGUCCUUCCCGCCGUUCACUGUCGCCGGAGAACAAAUGUUGCAAGCUAGUAGUUGCUCUUUAUCGUCUAAUUUUUUUUCGGCUUUUAUGCAGCAGCAAAGAAUGAACAUGGAAGCAUACAAAAAGAUGGCUACAAUGUAUGAACAACUCAACCAGCAACAAAACAAGGCCAAUCCAGAGAAUUAAUUUGCUAUCCAUUUUUUGUGUUUAAGCUGAGCUCCAUUUAAAUAGUUUAGUUUUCUUUUCUUUUCGUUUAACUAUAUUGAUUUGUAUGAAAGAGAUUUGUUUGGAUGAAUUAAAACUAUUAAACUUUUUUUUUC
Messenger RNA from Dioscorea cayenensis subsp. rotundata (Guinea yam), 1222 nucleotides. RefSeq names its product transcription factor UNE10-like. The transcript is spliced from 6 exons. Gene Ontology annotation, molecular function: protein dimerization activity. Lineage: Eukaryota; Viridiplantae; Streptophyta; Magnoliopsida; Dioscoreales; Dioscoreaceae. Gene Ontology annotation, cellular component: nucleus. The record is from RefSeq and is a predicted model, not a curated record. Bases 66 to 1088 code for a protein of 340 amino acids.